GCUUUCCCAUUUCCUGCCGGGCCGGCUCCUUUAAGAGGGCAGAGCCGAUGCCGGGAACUCGCGUCACUUUUUCAGCCUAGGAAACUCUCCAGGUCGGUGAGCGGAGGAGCCGCCGCCGCCUCGAGCUCUCUCUCUUUCCCUCUCCCGCCUGGGCAUCGUUGCGCGGCGGGCCCGGGCCGAGCGGGGAAGGCUGGCGGAGGAAGCCCCCCCCCUGCCCCGCGCUCCGAGCCAUGCGAGGGCCCCCUCCGGGCUGGCUGGGGCGCGCGCGGGCGGCUCGCCGGUGAUCGGAGGCGCCGCGCCGUGAGACACACAUAUCCAAAGAGAGCGAGAGAGCGCCUUCGCCCGGCCGGCCGAGGCGCUGCUUUGCGGGGAAAGGAAGCCAAGCCAGGCAGCCGAAGCAGCGGGCGGAAAGACGCAGCCACAGUAGUCGGGAAAAGAAGGGAGGGAAAGAAAAGCAAAGAAGAAAAGAAAGCCAGGCGGGCCGUGCGCGGCCAACUUCCUGCGUUUGGGGUUUCUCUCUCGCCUUUCUCUCUCGGUGGAGACAUGUCGGAAGGUCCCGAUCUGGUCUGCAUCAAGCAGGAAAGGAUUUCGUAUACCCCGCCUGUGAGCCCAGUAGACGAUUAUCCUUCCUCGUCACCUCUCCAUGUCCCACUGCAUCGAACCAUCAGGAUGGAGGACGAGACCCUCAGGCUUCCAGCCCAUUUGCGUUUGCAACCCAUCUACUGGAGCAGAGACGAUGUGGGUCAAUGGCUAAAGUGGGCGGAGAAGGAGUUCUCCCUUAGAACCAUUGACAGCAAUACCUUUGAGAUGAAUGGCAAAGCUCUUUUGCUACUAACCAAAGAGGACUUCCGAUACAGAUCUCCACAUUCUGGUGAUGUUUUAUAUGAGCUCCUUCAGCACAUCUUGAAGCAAAGAAAUUCUCAUAUGUUGUUUUCUCCCUUCUUCCACCCUGGGAAUUCUGUUCACGCUCCUCCGCCAGAUGCCAUGCUGCACCAGAAUCACGAUGAAGACAACUUUAUCUCAAGAGCUACGAGACAGUCAACGGACUCGAUGCAUCAUAAUCCACCUACCAUUGAACUCUUACACCGCUCCAGAUCCCCCCUCACCGCCAAUCACAGGCCUUCCCCAGAGUCUGAACAGCGGACCUUGAAGUCCCCCCUGGAGAACACUAUUCGUCGCCUCUCGCCAGCUGAGCGGCUCUUGGGCACGCGACACCAAGAGAACAACCAUCAGGAGUCUUAUCCUCUCUCGGUAUCUCCGGCUGAAAGCAACCAUUGUCCGACACCGUCGGAAGUUGCUCAGAAGCCUUCCAGCCCUCGCCAGGAAAAUACCAGGGUCAUCCAGUUGAUGCCUAGUCCGAUAAUGCACCCCUUGAUACUGAACCCCCGACACUCAGUUGACUUCAAAGCUUCGAGGUUGUCUGAAGAUGGGCUGCACAGAGAGGUGAAGCCCAUCAACUUGUCCCACCGCGAAGAGUUGGCGUUCAUGAACCACAUCAUGGUGUCCGUCUCGCCCCCUGAAGAGCACGCAAUGCCAAUUGGGAGAAUCGCAGACUGCAGACUCCUUUGGGAUUACGUCUAUCAGUUGCUCUCCGACAGCCGGUACGAAAAUUUCAUCCGAUGGGAGGACAGAGAUUCCAAAAUAUUUCGGAUAGUGGACCCAAAUGGGCUGGCCCGGCUAUGGGGAAACCAUAAGAACCGAACAAACAUGACUUAUGAGAAAAUGUCCCGUGCCCUUCGCCACUACUACAAAUUAAAUAUUAUCAGAAAGGAGCCAGGACAAAGACUUUUGUUCAGGUUCAUGAAGACGCCAGAUGAAAUUAUGAGCGGCCGCACUGACCGCUUAGAACAUCUGGAAUCUCAGGAAAUGGAUGAGCAGAUCUACCAGGAAGACGAGUGCUGAGGAUUUGAUCCACUUCCUUCACCGUGAUCUAUGGAGAACCCUUCUCUGGAGAUCUAUUGGGCUGGGAAAACAGGGCUCCAGGACUUGGCAUUUAUCUUGGACUGGCAGAACCUCCAAGCACCUUAGCGAAGAAACAGAUUGGCAAAGGUGGCGUGGCAACAACAUUUGGUUGAGAGAGGAGUGCAUAGCCCUUCUCGCCUGGCUUUUAGGAACUGUCUCGCCUUGGGCUUGAAUUUUUUUUGUUUCGUUUUGUUUUCGAUUGGUCAGUUUGGGAUAUAUUAUUAUUUUUUUUUCCUAAUUAACCCGUCCAAGUAAUAUUUGGGCUUUUUAAAAUAAUUACUUUUGUAGAGCAGAACGUCAGGGAGCUGCGUAUUCUGAAUGCUUUCCUAUGGAAAUUAGCACAACGGUGGGUCAGCGCAGAUUCUCACGAGAGCCUCUGUAGAAAAAAUAAUAUUUUUUUUUUUUAAAAAAUCAAGGGUCGGAGGACAAGAGGCAUCAGAGAGAAACGACAGAGGCCAAAACUGCUUGCAGUCGGCAUCCACUGGCACAAAGAUAGAUCAAAGGAUGUGGACUGCAAUCCAUGGUUCAGAGCAUGAGAAAUACCAAAAAAAACCACCUUCUUGGUUGUCAAGGGGAAAUUUCAGUGGUGAAAUUCAUUUUUUUUUCAGUGGGCGUGGCAGGGGAAGGAUACUGCAAAGUCUCCAUUCCCCCCC
Messenger RNA from Thamnophis elegans (Western terrestrial garter snake), 2615 nucleotides. It is a transcript of the gene ETV6, whose product is annotated as ETS variant transcription factor 6. The transcript is spliced from 8 exons. Gene Ontology annotation, biological process: regulation of transcription by RNA polymerase II; cell differentiation. The record is from RefSeq and is a predicted model, not a curated record. The coding region runs from base 544 to 1902 and encodes 452 amino acids. Gene Ontology annotation, cellular component: nucleus. Lineage: Eukaryota; Metazoa; Chordata; Lepidosauria; Squamata; Natricidae. Gene Ontology annotation, molecular function: sequence-specific DNA binding; DNA-binding transcription factor activity, RNA polymerase II-specific.